Molecule: messenger RNA, 954 nt
Organism: Dipodomys spectabilis (banner-tailed kangaroo rat)
Lineage: Eukaryota; Metazoa; Chordata; Mammalia; Rodentia; Heteromyidae
Product: olfactory receptor 52M1
Exons: 1
Coding region: 1-954 (317 amino acids)
Biological process (GO): G protein-coupled receptor signaling pathway
Cellular component (GO): membrane
Molecular function (GO): G protein-coupled receptor activity; olfactory receptor activity
Source: RefSeq, a predicted model, not a curated record
AUGCUUACUUUUCAUAAUGUCUGCUCGGUACCCAGCUCCUUUCAGCUCCUGGGAAUCCCAGGGCUGGAGGCCAUGCACAUCUGGCUCUCCAUCCCCUUUAGCUCUAUGUACUUGGUGGCUGUUGUGGGGAAUGUCACCAUCCUGGCUGUGGUUAAGGUAGAACGUAACCUGCAUCAGCCCAUGUACUUCUUUCUGUGCAUGCUGGCUAUCAUUGAUCUGGUUCUGUCUACUUCCACUAUUCCCAAACUUCUGGGAAUCUUUUGGUUUGGUGCUGGAAACAUUGGCCUAGAUGCCUGCUUGGGGCAAAUGUUUCUCAUUCACUGCUUUGCUACAGUUGAGUCAGGCAUCUUCCUGGCCAUGGCUUUCGAUCGCUACGUAGCCAUUUGUGACCCACUGCGUCAUGCCACAGUCCUCACCCAUGCACUGGUGUGUCGUUUAGGACUGGCUGCUCUUCUUCGAGGAAUUCUUUACAUUGGACCUUUGCCUCUGAUGAUCCGCUUGCGGCUACCUCUUUACAAAACUCACAUCAUCUCCCACUCCUACUGUGAGCACAUGGCUGUGGUCACCUUGACGUGUGGGGACAGCACAGUUAACAAUGUCUACGGGCUGAGCAUUGGCUUUCUGGUCUUGAUCCUGGAUUCAGUGGCUAUUGCUGCCUCCUAUGUGAUGAUCUUCAGGGCUGUGAUGGGGCUGGCUACCCCUGAAGCCAGGCUUAAAACUCUGGGGACAUGUGGUUCUCAUGUGUGUGCCAUCCUGAUCUUUUAUGUUCCCAUUGCUGUUUCUUCUCUCAUUCACCGGUUUGGUCACCAGGUACCUCCUCCAAUCCAUACUCUGUUGGCCAACUUCUAUCUCCUCAUUCCUCCAAUCCUGAAUCCUAUUGUCUAUGCUGUCCGCACCAAGCAGAUCAGAGAGAGGCUUCUACAAAUCCUGACGAUGGGAAGUAAGAUGAGGUGA